UUCCCAAACAUUUCAGUAAAUACAAUUUCUGCUUAGUCUUUUCUUCCUAAUGCAUUUUAGCAGAAGAACACUCAUUCUGUACUAGGCAUGACGUGUUUUCUGUCAUGGUCUUUAUUCCCCAGAUCUCAUGCCAGACUCUGUUUCUCCUACAUGUAAUUAUACAUAGAAAUUAGCCUCUGGGGGUAAUUAUUGGAGAUCAUUGGAGAUAACAACCUUCCUCUUCCCUUUCAUUUCUUUGAUUGGCAGACGACUUUAUCAGCUCAGUGCUUAUGGUAUAAGGGAAGCUUUCCCAGCAAAGACAGCGAGUCCUUGGAAGGAAAACCUCUCAGGUGGGUCAGAGAAGAUCCAUCUGAUCCACUGCUCGUUACUGCAGUUUAAAGGCCACACACACGGCUGGAAAUCCUGAACUGGUAAGUCAGUCUUCAUGUUUUCUUACAGUAACAGAUGAAUAGAUCAAGAAAUCAUAGAUCAGUUACAGUGUAAAUGAUUGCGCUGAAUCCUUCAACAAGCAAUUCUUCUUGAUUAUGCCAUCCAAUACAUUUUCAUCAUGUAAACUGCCAGAUGUAUAGUGAGGGAAUACACUUGUAAGUCAAGAAUAAUGGCAAAACACAUCCAGUUUUUCAGUUAAAUUCUCUGUCCUGCUCGCCAUUUCCUGGAUUCUUCUGUUUCAUGUUUAGAGACAGAAACUGCCAAAGCUUCGUUCCUGGAUUCCAGCCAGAUUUGUCAGCCCUUCACUAAUAAAAAGACCACACAUGUUCAGGGGAGGAAAGGAAAUAGCUGAAGAGUAUAUUACUGUUCUGGAUAGAUUAAUGCCUCUUUUGUACAACAUGUUUUUCUCUCAUGCAUACACAAGCAUGCAUAUAUUAACGAGCUGUAAAAUCUAAGAGAUUGGAAAGAAGCGUGUUUAUGUGUUCAUUAUUUGCUCUCAUUGCCCUUAAAAGCAGGAAGAAGAAACCUCACCUUCUCCACCUUAAAUCAUUUAUGGCAUGGACAACUACUUAAAGGUUAGUAAAGGAUCACUAAAAUGUCCAUGAGGAGAAAUUGGCAUUUCUAGAGCACAAAUAAGAGAUGAGUUUUACAAGGAGAUAGAUCCAUAUACAGUAUUACAGUCUAGACUACAAAUGCUCAGUCGAUGUCUCAAGCAGAUAUCCACUGAGUAUAAAAGGAAUCUAGAGCAAAACAGUCAAUGGGAACAUGCAAGGUCUGCUCUAAGUUACUGGCUGGACAGCUGUCUAAAUCAGAGCUGAGAGCAAACUGAAACAAGAAAGAACUCUUCUUCUCUGUCCAAGACAGGUGUUUAGUACAAGCCAGAGGAACCACCCACUGCAGGAUCUGGUCUUUAGAUUCAGUUCAAAGCUCUUGCUUAAACAUAAAUUCCUAAAAUCUGUAACUAAGGGAUUUGUAAUCUCUGUAGCAGUCUCUCCUAUGACCGUCACUGCUGCCCCUGGAAACACAAAGGUGGAUAAUUUCCUAUUAGGAAAUGAAGAAAGUCUGACAUUUUCAAAACUCCGUGCUCCAUUAGCAUUACACCUGUGUUUUUAGUAAUUUUUAUCCCUGUACCACCUGAACCUCUGUGGUGCUGCUCUCAGUAGCGGGAAUGUCAGCAGCCAGUCUGUGUUCUUCACAUUCCAUCCUACAUGAAAACAGUGUGCGCUACAGAGGGGUUUUGCUACAUUUUGGGUUGAUUUUCUAGUGUUGCUAUUGAUAGUACAGUAAGAAAUCACUGGAAUAAAGACAUGCGUCCCUCUCACUUUCUUUCCUGUAAGAAAUGUUGUUCUACUUUGUAGAAAGUUUCCACAGGAAACAGUUUACUAAAUGCCCCAGUUCUUCACAUGAACUCGCUGUUGUGGAACUGUUCUGUUUGUUUUUCUCCACUGACACCUGCAGGGAUCGCUGUGGGCACCCAGCAUGGAAUGAAGAACCAAACUGCUGUCAGAGAGUUCAUUCUCCUGGGAUUUUCCUAUGGGCUGCAGGUUCAGACGUCACUUUACCUGAUCUUUCUGGCCACCUACAUGGUAACAAUCACUGAGAAUGCCAUUAUUAUCUUUGUGGUGAAAAGGAACCGUCACCUCCAAAAGCCCAUGUAUUAUUUCCUGGGGAACUUGUCCUUCCUGGAGAUUUGUUAUGUCUCAGUAACACUGCCCAGGCUUUUGCUUGGGUUCCGGUCCCAGGGCAUGACCAUCUCAUUCUCCGGCUGCAUGACCCAGUUAUACUUCUUCAUCUCCCUUAUGUGCACUGAAUGUGUCAUCUUGGCUGUAAUGGCCUGGGACCGCUAUUUGGCUGUGUGCCAUCCUCUGCGCUAUCCAGCCAUCAUGACGCACAAGUUGUGCCUUCAGCUGUUGAUUCUCUCAUGGGCAGGAGGCUUUUCCAUCUCCUUGGUCAAGGUGUCUUUAAUUUCACAACUCACGUUUUGUGGCCCACACGUCAUGAACCACUUCUUUUGUGACAUCUCUCCCGUCCUGAGCCUUUCCUGCACUGACAUGUCCCUUGCAGAGACAGUGGACUUUGUGUUAGCCUUGGUGGUCCUGCUGAUACCUCUCCUGAUCAUUGUUUUCUCCUACUGCUGUAUCCUGUCAACUAUCUUGUGUGUGUCUUCAGUGCAGGGAAGGAGAAAAGCCCUUUCCACUUGUACCUCCCAUUUGGCUGUAGUCAUGAUCUUUUUCUCGGCCACUCUCUUCAUGUAUGCCAGGCCCAGGAGGAUCCAUCCGUCCAAACUCAACAAAACAGUGUCUGUCUUUUAUGCUGUGUUCACUCCAGCACUGAACCCUCUGAUCUAUUGUCUGAGGAACAAAGAGGUGAAAGAGAGUCUGAAAAAGACCAUGGGCACAAGCUGCUUUGCACACCAGUAAGUUCUGAGGAUAAGGAUUCGGAGGAACAUGGAGAGGAGUGACAAGUGUCCUUCUUGAAAUGCAGUUGAGUAAACCUCUACAGCUUGUUCAUCACUGACUCCGUCAUCACUGACUCAUUGCACUGAAGUCCGGCAAGGAAGAAAUGGUAUCGUUUCUAUGUGGAAAUGUCUCCUUCUCAUUCAUGAGCGCUGUGACACUGAGUUACACUUGGCUUUAAAAUAUUCUGCUACAAUAUCAAUAAAACAAGCCAUAAUAGGACUUUGGCUGAUGGAUUAUUUCCUUUUGAAAAUCCUAAACCCUAGAUUUAUAGUUUUCAAAACCAUGUAGGAAUAUUGGAAAUCAUUGAAAAUCCAUUCGUCCAGUCUCUACAUGCACAGUUAAAGAGAGCUAAAACACCUGUCAAAAAUGGCUGGCUUCUUUAUUCUAUGACAAUCUUACUGUAUACAGAAAAUAUUAUUCUCACUGUAUCUAUACUGUUUGUAUAGCCAUAUGUUCACACAGCUUCAUGUUUGGCACAUGGUGGUAUAUAGUAAACCUGACUUGAAGACCACUGUACACUGAGGAAUUAGUGAUUCACGUUACAUUUAACCUGAGUCGGCCCAGACAUAUACUUUGCUGCAUGUACAGCUUGACUUUCAGGCUGUUGUUCUGUGCACAUCCACUGGCUGCAGGAUGAACUUUGACAGUUGAAUGUAACAGCACAAUCUGCUACCACUCGGUACCUGUUAUUACUCCA
Molecule: messenger RNA, 3585 nt
Organism: Columba livia (rock pigeon)
Lineage: Eukaryota; Metazoa; Chordata; Aves; Columbiformes; Columbidae
Product: olfactory receptor 6B1-like
Exons: 1
Coding region: 1833-2849 (338 amino acids)
Biological process (GO): G protein-coupled receptor signaling pathway
Cellular component (GO): membrane
Molecular function (GO): olfactory receptor activity; G protein-coupled receptor activity
Source: RefSeq, a predicted model, not a curated record